Messenger RNA from Angiostrongylus costaricensis, 102 nucleotides. NCBI's taxonomy places the organism in Eukaryota, Metazoa, Nematoda, Chromadorea, Rhabditida, Metastrongylidae. The record is from the annotation of a GenBank genome assembly.
AUGAAAUGCUUAAAAACGAGAUACGAUACAAGGCAAAGGAAGUGUCCAAAAUGUAAUGCUGGCUUUGGUGCGAAUGAUUUCCAUAGGGUCUACAUAGGGUAA